GGGGCUGCUCCCGGAAGCAGCCGGUGCCGAGGGAGACUUGGGAGGGAGCUCGCAAUUGUGAGGGGUGGGGGAGCACGGGUCCUGGCCCCGCGGGUGGGCACGAUGCGGCUGGGCUCCGGGACCUUUGCCGCCUGCUGCGUAGUGAUCGAGGUGCUCGGGGUCGCGCUCUUCCUUCGGGGAUUCUUCCCGGCUCCGGUUCGUUCCUCUUCUAGGACGGAGCACCAAGCAGAGCCCCCAGCGCCCGAACCCUCCACUGGAGCCAGUUCCAACUGGACCAAGCUCCCACCACCCCUCUUCAGUAAAGUUGUUAUUAUGCUGAUAGAUGCCUUGAGAGAUGAUUUUGUGUUUGGGUCAAAGGGUGUGAAAUUUAUGCCCUACACGACUUAUCUCGUGGAAAAAGGAGCAUCUCACAGUUUUGUGGCUGAAGCAAAGCCACCUACAGUUACUAUGCCUCGAAUCAAGGCACUGAUGACAGGGAGCCUCCCUGGCUUCAUCGAUGUUGUCAGGAACCUCAAUUCCCCUGCACUGCUGGAGGACAAUGUGAUCACACAGGCAAAAGCAGCUGGGAAAAGAAUGAUCUUUUAUGGAGAUGAAACAUGGGUGAAAUUAUUCCCACAGCAUUUUGUGGAAUAUGAUGGAACAACCUCAUUUUUUGUGUCAGAUUAUACAGAGGUGGAUGAUAAUGUUACAAGGCAUUUGGAUAAAGUAUUAAAAAGAGGGGAUUGGGAUGUGCUAAUCCUCCACUACCUUGGGCUGGACCACAUCGGCCACAUUUCCGGGCCCAGCAGCCCCCUGAUCGGGCACAAACUCAGCGAGAUGGACAACAUCCUGAUGAAGAUCCACACCUCGCUGCUGUCCGAGGAAAGAGAGAAUCUUUCGCCCAAUUUGCUGGUUCUUUGUGGUGAUCAUGGAAUGUCGGAAACAGGAAGUCACGGGGCCUCUUCCAUGGAGGAAGUUAACACCCCCCUGAUCUUAAUCAGUUCUGCAUUUGAAAGAAAGCCUGGUGACAUCAGACAUGCAAAGCAUGUUCAACAGACUGACUUGGCUGCAACCUUAGCAAUAGGCCUUGGUCUGCCGAUUCCAGAGAACAGCGUUGGUAGUCUCCUGUUCCCCUCCAUAGAAGGGAGACCAGUGAGAGAACAGUUGAGGUUUUUACAUUUAAAUGCAGUGCAGCUCAGCAAAUUGUUGCAAGAGAACGUGCCAUCAUACAAAAAAGAGCCUGGGUUUGAGCAGUUUAAAAUGGCAGAGAGGUUGCAUGGGAACUGGAUCAGACUGUACUUGGAGGAAAAUACCUCGGAAGUCCUGUUCAACCUGGGAACCAAGGUUCGCAGGCAGUACUUGGAUGCCCUGAGGACUCUGAGCCUAUCCCUGAGCAGACAGGUGGCUCAGUACGACAUCUACUCGAUGCUGGUGGGGACCGUCAUGGUUCUGGAGGUUCUAACCCUGCUCCUGCUCAGCAUCCCGCAAGCACUGAGCAGCAAGGCUGAAUUGGAAGUUCCUCUGUGGUCGCCUGUGUUUUCUCUGCUGUUUUAUUUGAUGUUUCUGGUUCUUUCUGCUCUUCACGUCAUUGUGUGCACCUCAGCUGAGAGUUCCUGCUAUUUCUGUGGCCUCUCCUGGCUGAUGGCAGGUGGAGUGAUGGUGUUGAUCUCCGCACUGCUCUGUGCGGUUGUGUCUGCUCUUGCCAAGAUGUUUGCCAGCGGAAAGCUCCUGAGCAAGAAUCCAGCCCAUCCAAACUCACGAUGGUCAGAGUUGGAUGUUGUUAUCUUGUUGGGGACCAUGGGCCACGUGCUGAGUCUGGGCGCAAGCAGCUUCAUCGAGGAAGAGCACCAGACCUGGUACUUCCUCGUUAACACCCUGUGUCUGGCUCUGUGUCACGAAAUCUACAGAAACUGCGUUCUGGGCGACGACUGUGAGCCCCGGCGAUGCUCGCACGGGGAGCGGGGGUUUGUCAACACUGCACCAGCGUUACCGGACAGGAGCAUCGGCCAUGACGAGCUAGAGCCCCACAGAGCGUCUAAGAGCCCCACUUCCCUUAACACGCUCAGAGGCUGGGAGAAGUGGAUGGCGAUGGCAAGCCCCUGGGUGAUACUUACCUGCUGCCGGCUGCUGCGGUCACUAAACCAGACGGGUGUGCAGUGGGCCCACCGGCCUGACCUGGGGCACUGGCUCACCAGUUCUGAUCAUAAAGCUGAGCUCUCCGUUCUGGCCGCCCUCUCACUCAUCAUGAUUUUUGCGCUGGUGCAGAGGAGGUGCUCCCUGACGUCAAAAGUAGCCAUGGCACUUGGCCUCCUGGGUGUCUACUGCUACCGGGCAGCCAUUGGAAAUGUCCUGUUCCCAUGGCAACGAGACAGCAAAGACAUUUCCAAGGCAACUCCAACAACAUAGCCACGGUGGACAUCUCAGCGGGCUUCGUGGGCCUGGACACCUACAUGGAGGUCCCAGCUGUGUUCCUGACCGCAUUUGCAACGUUCGCAGGACCCGUGCUGUGGGCCAGCCACUUAGUGAGCUUCCUGAGCUCAGAAACCAGCAGGUGAAGCUGUUCUUUGUCUCUUAGCACAAACUCUGAUGGCAGGUCGGCCGUUUAAAGAGAGUACCUUAUUCCAGAUACAGGGUUCCAGACCCCAAGGGGCUAAAAGUCUUCAUGCAUUCUCCUUUCCGCAAAUAAGAAUGAACAGUCCACAGCAUGUGAGCCAGAGGCAGGUGCAGGUCAGGUCUGUGGCCACCCGGGCCCUGUGUCGGGAUGAUGGGGAGGCCACAGGGGCAGCCAGCUUCUGCUGCUCUCUUCCAGCCCAUACCAGGGUAUGGUUUCCAGGGACCCUUCUCGGUUUCUUUGCUUGCUGGUGGCCUUAUUGGCCACCCUUCGGGCCCAAAGACCAGACAUGCUGGCUCUCACCUCCAGGACCCCUGCUACAGAGGAGCCUGCACAGGCCUGAGGGGAUGCCGUCAGGGGGUGCAUACUCUGGGGCCGUGCCGUGCCCUGCCACCGAGAGGCCCCAUCGGGCUCCACCUGGUGGCCCGCCCCUCUGGCCAGCCCAUGGGGCAGCCUACCCCAUCCUCCUGCCCACCAUGCUCCUCCCUGCUUCCUCAUCUGUUUCUGCAUUGGCCCUCCCAGAAAGAAGGCUUCAUAAGGCAGGGGCUUCCCAGUCUGUGUACCACGGUAACCUCAGCGCCUGGGUCCGGCCUGGCAGAGUGCAGCCUGAGGAGCCUGUGGCCUGCCUGAUUCUGCACUUUCCAAAUAGGCCCAGACUCUCCCUUCUGUAAAACGGUGUGAUGGUAUCACCUCCUGGGGGGUGGGGCCUAUGUGAGGAGUCCCACGGGUGCUGGAGGUGGUGUCAGCAGCCGUGCAACGUGUGUCGGGGCUCUCUCAGUGCCCCAGUCCCAAAAGCACCGUUGCCUUUCUUAAGCUACUCAGUAACACCCCACAGGCGUGGUCUCCCCUCUGAAAGCCAACGUCUGGCUGAGGUGCUAGACCAGCCCCCACAUGCUGAGUGGGCUGUGUGGAACAUGCGGGGCAGGCCCCAGAAGGACAAUAUUCCUGCCAAAUGUCCCGCUGUGUCCCCAGUCCUACAGGGGGAUGUCGCUUGCGGGAGGUUGAGGCCUCCUGUCCCUGUUACCCCUCUAGACCCCCACUCCUCUGCCCCCCCAUUAGAGUGCAGCCCCUGCUGUGGUGACUGCUGACCCAUGUCUGAACUUCCCGGGACAUGCUCAGGUCCCACCUCUCAGGACAGCACGUACUUCAUGGGAAGCCUCUCGUCCUCACCCCAGACCAGCUCCUGAGACUCAGGCCUCAGGGACCCUCGACUUCUGCCCCCAAGUUCGUGUCCACGGGCCAGCAUCUUCUCCCAUUCCACAGUCACGUAAGGGGUGGAGGGGAGUGUAGGAGUGAGUGAGGUGAUACCCUCAAGUCGAAGUUUAGGGCAAGAAAGCAAGUAAAGGCUUCACCUGUGGAGAGCAGGCUUCCUACUCCGGGGACCUUCUGGCCGCCCCUCUGAAUUGCCACGGUUGAUGUUUGGCUUCCCAAAUGUGGGAGUCUCAUUUCUCCAGCUGGCUCUAGGUUUCCUGAGGGGAGAUGCCUACAAGUCAGUGUGUUUUCCUCGGAUGCACUCUUGGGGCCCGUCUGUGGAUAGUCACUGCUCGUCUGAUGGUCAGCGCCUGCAAGCCCAGGCACUGCUGGCUGGAGCAGAGGCACGUGGGGGCCGCUGCACUGCCCGCGCUAACCUGCAGGCUCUCGUGCUGCCUGUGACCCUGCGUGGGCCACGAGACCACUACCGACCUGUUGGUUCUCUCCCUAGCAGGCUCCUAGAUGUCUCUGUGACCAGGGUCAGGUUGGGUUGGGAGGCCUCGGUCCUCGUCAGUGCCGUCGUGUGUCGGGGACCCAGGGGGCCUUGAGUUGGCAAGACGUGCUCGCCUCUGCCUCGGAGAGCUUGACUGCCUUAGUGCACGUGGCUCUGCUAAGCACACCGAGUCUGGUCUGCAGACCAGCUGAACAGGUGGGCCAGGGAGGAUGAGGGCCAGACAGGGAGAGCCUAGGCUUCUGUGAAGGGCAGCUUCUCUGGUGCUGGGAUCGCAGUUUGAUUUUCCUGACACUUUUCAUCUAUCUGUAUUGGGGAGAAAAAAAAAAAAGCAUUUUUUUUUAAGUAAGCUGAAAGCAUUUUAAUCAACUGCAGAGUAUUACGUGACGUUUUCCCUAAUUAAGAAAUGUUUCUCUUUUAUUUUAGAAAAGGUUUUGCUUUUUCUUUUUUAAAAGCUUUUACUUUUGCGUCAAGCUCUACUCAUUGGUUUUUGGAGUUGUUUUGUUUCAGUCAAGUAAGAAAACUAAACAGAAAAUAUUGCUAGUGGCUCAGAAACUGGGCCCUGGGUGUUCAUGACCCUUGGCUACAGGGGCUGGCUUCGGGUCUAGAGCCUGGUGGCACGGGAAGCCAUGCCGAGCUAGGCUGUGAGGCCUUCAUUCACUCCCUAGAGUGCCCGUCAUCUUAGCUGAGGUUGUGGGAAUGGUGACCCCCUGGAUGUUGCUAUGGAAGGAAGAAGCCAGAGUUUUCUAACUAGGUCAUGUUUACUAUGUGUGAAAUUGUGGCAAGCUCCAGCUUCCGUCCUGUCUGCUCAAGAAGGGAGCGAGGUCCGCAGGCUCUUAGCUAAGCACGGACUCCAUGGCACUCCCCAAGAGAGGGGUAGCAGAGCCAUGGGCCACAAGUAUUCAUCCAGGAAGCUGUUCCCAAGAGUUUCACCGGUAUUGGUGCAGUGGCCCUUGAGGGACGUAAUGAGAUAAUGCCUCAGGGCCCAGCUCCCUGGAGGUCCUCGGCCUAAUGGACUGGGUCUGCAGUGGGACCCGAGGUGCAGGAGCUCAUGGGCUGGUGGCCGUAGCAGAGAGAUGGGUCCGUUACUUGCUGAGCACAUCACAGAGAUGAGGCCAGAAUGGCUGGGCCCCUGAGUCUGCUGGUGUUGGUCAGGACAGCUGCCCAGAGAAGGGCAUGUGGGUGGAAGUGGUCACGAUCAGUCAAGGGAGCUGGAGAGGAGCACGUGCGAAGGGACGAGGCCACAGGAUGGCAUGCAAGUAGAAGCAGAGAGAGUAUGUUGCCUGCCGGGGAUGAUGGGGCAGCUGGAGAAUGCGGCAGGAAGGAAGGAUGGGCACCAAGGCCCAAGAUGGAGAACCAGUUAGGGCAAGGUGAGGGCACAGAAGGGGACCAGAACUGUGAGCAUGAGGGGCCAGGCAUCCUUUGGCCCUUGAAUGACUGUUUGGCUCCUCUCACUGGACGGUGAGCACACUGGGGGGAAUCUUAGAUGGCACCAGAUAGUUGUGCCUGGUCGACAGGCCCAGGGAGCCCCUUUGUGGAGCACGUAUGUGCACGCGCUCGCUCCUCUGCCUCCCAGCCUUUGCUCUACACAGAACUCAUUGCUCACCUUUCAUGUCCAGACCCUUCCCAGUAUGAGCAUGGCACCCCAAGACUCCCCUAAGCACACAGAGCAUCUACUCUGGUGGGUGUGCUUGCUCCCCACCUGGAAGUCCAGUAAUCCCAGGCCCAUGUCCGUAUCCCCAUACGAAGCACUGCUGAUGUGAGUCCUGCCCAGUGAAGAUAGCUGUGUGUGUGAUGAAGGCCACACUUCAGGAAGAGUGGGCAGCGGUGAUGUGUGGCAUAGACUGACCACAGAAAAGCCGCUUACGCUCAUUGCAGUGUUUGCGGGGAGGCGUCAGAACUAAAACUUGUCUUCUUUUUUUUAAUGUUUGUGUAUUUAUUUUUAAGACAGUGGGGGAGGGGGAGAGAGAGGGGGAGACAGAGAAUCCCAAGGAAGGCUCCACGCUGUCAGCGCAGAGCCCAACGUGGGGCUCGAGCUCACAGACCGUGAGAUCACGACCCGAGCAUGUGCUUUGAGGGCUGUUUCAUGUUUGGGCAUGUUCUUCGCGGUUCAUUUGCUUAGCAAACACUCGCAGGCCAGUGUCCCCAGACCACACCAACCAGAUGCUUCACUGGGCAGCACAAAGCAGAGCUCAAAACUUGUAUCUCAUCCAGUGGGAUUUUCUUUUCAUUGUGUUUCAUAAUAUUUGUGCUGUGUAGUAGUACAUGCACAUAAUUUUUAAACAUAACUGCAAAAGCUGGAGGGCACUUUUCAAAACUAUUCUUGCAGAUUGUGACACUAGAGAGGGACAGGUUAGCCACCUGCAGCUGUUGUCCCCUCAGGCAAGCUCCUACCCAUCAGCCUGACCAGAUCCAGACUGGGAGGCCGGGGUGGGGGCGGAGGGCCAGGAACAAGAAUUACCGUGGUCAUUUUCAAAGUAAAAAUACUGUUUGCUUUUAUGUUCAUGCUUUAUAUGAGGCAGCAGUGGCAGAUACUAAUCCAUAUUUCCCUUUUUAUUAACAGUGGUUCUGCACUGAGUCAUGCUUGCUUCUGCUACGCACUGAUCUGUUCUUUUCCAGUUUCUGCGUAUAUCAUUUUGGUGACAUCCCUGCGUUACCAUUUAUUUAUAUGGAGUGUGUUUUCUCCAAAACUUCUUUAUGAGGGAAUGCACAUCCUCAUCACAGCUGCCAUCUGUGUGUUCUUCACAGCCAUGGAUCAAACCAACACAAAGUCAUAGGCACUGGGAGAACAAUAUAUUUUUAAAGUCCAUUCACUUCAUGCAUUUGAGUAGUGAAAAAAAUCUGUUUCAAUGCGAGAACAUUCUUAAAAAUAUUGUGAAUUCUACAGAGUUGAUGAAUAGCUUCAGUUUCUUUCACUGCUAUACUUGAAUUUAGAUCAAAUAGUAAGUGAUUUGAAAGGUCACUUUAAAAUAGUUUGAAUAUGAAUCCUGUUCCCUUGUUGACAGUAACUCCAUAAACUUCUGAACUUCUAAUUUCCUCUGACUCAAAUGUAUGUGUUAUUGCGGCCUCGUGUGGACUUAAGAGAGCCCGGGAAGUCUGUGGGAGGAGGCUUACCCACUGCCGGCGUUUACCUCACAGAGCUCAGACCCUUCACUACCCUAGAAGACACUGGAGGUCUCGGGGAGCUUCGGUUAUCGUGGGUGGGUUUCAUCUAUCAACAUGAAGACAUUUCAAAACCUAGUCAUUGAAAAUAAAGAUGUAAAUUCAGUCCAUGUUAACAUAGCGUAUUUUUAAGGAAAGUAACUAUUUUUUUCCAAAAGAAAAAUACGUACUGAGGAGAGUGGCAUUGUUUCACGUUUUUGCAAAUCUCUGUCGCGUCUGAUGGCUAGAUUCUGCAAUCGUUCUGUUGUGAUAUGUGUGUUUGGUUGAAGUAGUCACACAAAUACAUGGUUGGGAAAGGGAGGAGGAGUAUUCUUUUUCUAAUCCUUGUGGAUGUUCUUUUUCAGACUCCAUUAAAACUCGACAAACAAUGGUUUCUUAAAGGUUAACUGGAGAAAAAGCAAGUGCAUGUAAAACAGGUGAAGCCCUAUUAAGGUCUGCCCCUGAGUUAGCAAUUACCUGGUUGAGAAGUUCUGGGUCUGUGUAAGAGAUAGCUGGGGGAGCUGGGGGAACUGUAUGUGGAGCUUUCUGUGCUAUUUUUGCAACUUCUUGUGAGAUUUAGACUAUUUUAAAAUAAAAGUUAUUUUAUAAAAGAAAA
Messenger RNA from Leopardus geoffroyi (Geoffroy's cat), 8049 nucleotides. It is a transcript of the gene PIGG, whose product is annotated as phosphatidylinositol glycan anchor biosynthesis class G. Gene Ontology annotation, cellular component: endoplasmic reticulum membrane. Gene Ontology annotation, biological process: GPI anchor biosynthetic process. The transcript is spliced from 11 exons. Bases 103 to 2385 code for a protein of 760 amino acids. The record is from RefSeq and is a predicted model, not a curated record. Lineage: Eukaryota; Metazoa; Chordata; Mammalia; Carnivora; Felidae.